Molecule: messenger RNA, 1320 nt
Organism: Fragaria vesca subsp. vesca
Lineage: Eukaryota; Viridiplantae; Streptophyta; Magnoliopsida; Rosales; Rosaceae
Product: scarecrow-like protein 23-like
Exons: 1
Coding region: 1-1320 (439 amino acids)
Biological process (GO): bundle sheath cell fate specification; regulation of DNA-templated transcription; leaf development
Cellular component (GO): nucleus
Molecular function (GO): DNA-binding transcription factor activity; sequence-specific DNA binding
Source: RefSeq, a predicted model, not a curated record
AUGCUUCAGAGCUUAGUCCCCCAAUCCCCAAUCGUCACCAACCCUAAAAACCCUACCUCGUCUUCUUCUUCCUCCAUGAAGACCAAGCGCGUCGACCGCGACGACCCCGAUUCCGCCGCCGAUGACCCUUCCUCCUUCACCACCAAGCGCCCCACCUUCUCCCGCGAGCCGACGGCCGAGCCGGUCGAGCCCGUCGCCGAGGGCGAGUCGGCCGGGCUCAAACUCCUCGGCCUUCUCCUACAAUGCGCCGAGUGCGUCGCCAUGGAUAACCUCCACGACGCGAGCGACCUCCUUCCGGAGAUCUCCGAGCUGUCGUCGCCGUUCGGGUCCUCGCCGGAGCGCGUCGGCGCGUACUUCGCACACGCGCUGCAGACGCGCGUGAUCAGCUCCUGCUUGGGGACCUACUCGCCUCUGACCACCAAAACCCUAACGGCGGCGCAGUCGCAGAGGAUCUUCAACGCGCUCCAGUCGUACAACUCCAUCAGCCCGCUAGUCAAGUUCUCUCAUUUCACGGCGAACCAGGCGAUUUUCCAGGCGCUGGAGGGGGAGGAUCACGUCCACGUCAUCGACUUGGAUAUAAUGCAGGGGCUCCAGUGGCCAGGGUUGUUCCACAUCCUGGCCUCCCGGUCAAAGAAGAUCCGGUCAAUGCGAAUUACCGGGUUCGGAUCCUCCACCGAGCUACUCGAGUCCACAGGCCGGAGGCUGGCGGACUUCGCGAGCUCCCUCGGCCUGCCCUUCGAGUUCCAUCCGCUCGAGGGCAAAAUCGGAAGCGUAGCGGAGCUGAGUCAACUUGGAAUUAGGUCCUCCGAGGCCACGGUGGUGCACUGGAUGCACCAUUGCCUGUAUGACGUGACGGGGAGUGACCUGGCGACGCUGAGGUCGUUGAGCCUGCUGCGGCCGAAGCUGAUCACGGUGGUGGAGCAGGACCUGAGCCACAGCGGGAGCUUCUUAGGGCGGUUCGUGGAGGCGUUGCAUUACUACAGCGCGUUGUUCGACGCGCUCGGGGACGGGUUGAAUGCGGACAGCCUAGAGAGGCAUAUGGUGGAGCAGCAGCUGUUCGGGUGCGAGAUAAGGAACAUACUGGCCGUGGGUGGGCCCAAGAGGACUGGGGAGGUGAAGGUGGAGAGAUGGGGGGAGGAGUUGAAGCGGGUCGGGUUCCGGCCCGUUUCUCUUGGCGGUAACCCGGCCGCCCAGGCCAGCUUGUUGCUUGGGAUGUUCCCUUGGAAAGGGUACACGUUGGUGGAGGAGAAUGGGUGCUUGAAAUUGGGCUGGAAGGAUCUUUCCUUGCUCACCGCCUCGGCCUGGCAGCCGUCCGAUUGA